Molecule: messenger RNA, 2002 nt
Organism: Alligator mississippiensis (American alligator)
Lineage: Eukaryota; Metazoa; Chordata; Crocodylia; Alligatoridae
Gene: UBE2A
Product: ubiquitin conjugating enzyme E2 A
Exons: 6
Coding region: 171-629 (152 amino acids)
Biological process (GO): DNA repair; protein polyubiquitination; proteasome-mediated ubiquitin-dependent protein catabolic process
Cellular component (GO): HULC complex
Molecular function (GO): ubiquitin conjugating enzyme activity
Source: RefSeq, a predicted model, not a curated record
CCUCCCCCCCGCGAGCCGGCGCAGUGGUACGACCCGGUAUCGCUCGGCAGCCCCCGCCGCCGCCGCCUUAGUCGGAGCCAGCUGCCGCCGCCGUCGUCCUAGUGUCCCUGAGCGCCCGCUCCUUCGCUCCCGGGGCUAGUGUAUGAGCGAUUCGUCACCCUGAGCCCGCCAUGUCCACGCCGGCCCGGAGGCGCCUCAUGCGGGACUUCAAGAGGCUGCAGGAGGACCCCCCGGCCGGCGUGAGCGGCGCCCCCUCCGAGAACAACAUCAUGGUGUGGAACGCCGUCAUCUUCGGGCCCGAGGGGACUCCCUUUGAGGAUGGAACUUUCAAGCUUACAAUAGAAUUCACAGAAGAAUAUCCAAAUAAGCCACCUACUGUUAGAUUUGUCUCUAAAAUGUUUCAUCCAAAUGUGUAUGCAGAUGGUAGUAUAUGUUUGGAUAUUCUUCAGAAUCGUUGGAGUCCAACCUAUGAUGUUUCUUCUAUCUUAACAUCCAUACAGUCUCUAUUGGAUGAGCCGAAUCCCAACAGUCCAGCGAACAGCCAGGCAGCUCAACUAUACCAAGAGAAUAAGCGGGAAUAUGAAAAACGGGUUUCUGCAAUAGUAGAACAGAGUUGGCGUGAUUGUUGACCCAGGAUGAUGCAAAUGAACACUCUGAGGAAAAAAAUAUAUGAAGUGUCUGAGUCCUCUUCCUCCUCCCAAGCAUCACUGCAUUUACUUUGAACGCAAAAUAGCUGUUGUGCUGUUGCCACCCUCCCCUGCUGAAGCUUCCUUGGACAUCAGAAAGCACCCACUUUGAAGUCAAAUGUACUGUACUUGGGUUACUUGCAAAAGAAUUACUGAUGCUGAAUUCAUUUUCUGUGGUUCCUCUCCAGUCUUAAGGCAGUAUUGUGCAUUUCUGUAGUGUACACUAAGCUUUUAAUUGUAAUUGUGUUUCUACACAGUGAUGCUUAUGUGUAGCUUGAUAAAAGGGAUGUUUAUAUACAUACACAUUUUUUUUAACUGGUAUUACUAAAGUGCUGAUCUGUCCAGGCUGGUCAUUUUACCUCUACUGUUGGUUUAGACUUCACUGCAUUUGUAAGUGCUGCAUGAAGAAUGAUCUUCAUGUCCUAUUCUGACUGGUCUAUCAACUGUUAAACUGGGAAGGAAAUCGUAAGAAAGUUCAAAAGUGGAUUCCAUUUCAACUAAUCAGAUAAUGAAACUGUGGGAUGCUGGCAACUUCUGCACAUAAUGUGCAAGAUAACAUGGAUCACUACAGUUUUGGUACUUUAUUAUGUUGGGUGACAGGCAGAGUAUUCCCCCCCCCCCCUCUUUUUUUUUUUUUGCUUUUAUUUAAAUAGGGUUUUAAAGGACAUAACGAAAGGGAAUAUUGCUGAAGUAGAUGACUUCUGUGUCCUUUCAGUAAGGCAUUGAAUGGACGUAAUGAUGUUGAGCUGUGGUACUUAACUUAAAGGUCUUAUGGAUGAGUUUGCUAGUGAGUGAAAUAUUUUUAAGGGAUAAGAAAGGAAAUAUUAAAAAUAUUGAAGUUGGCUGAAACAGGAAGGACUGUGACCAGGAGUAAUCCCUUCUCCCAGAUUGAACUUUGCCUCUUGGAAAGCUUUGUGUACAGAAGCAUGUGGUGGGUAUUUGAGUGUCUAGGAGGUUCCCGCUCUUCAUAAACUCCUGUGUGGUGUGUGAGAGACUGCUCCAUGCUUCAGUUAAUUUCCCCUCAAUUUUAGGAAAGGUUUUUGGUUCUUUUUCCAGUUUUGAAAAAAAAAAAAAUCUGUAAGUCUCAACUCACAUUUUUGUAAGGCUCAGUUUGUACCUUUUUGGAUACAGUACAUUAAGCAGCAAUGUGGGAUGAAGCCUACAAGCGUGUUGUCCGCUGUUCCAGUGUCUCGUGUGCACAUUGGUCUGCUAGUUGAGAAGUAUACCUUUGCACAAGUAACCCAUGUAAGAAAACUGUACAUUUUUCAAAACUUGUAAAUAAAAGUAACCUUAAAUGCUUAUUGUAUAAUAGGCAA